Molecule: messenger RNA, 1267 nt
Organism: Hyalella azteca
Lineage: Eukaryota; Metazoa; Arthropoda; Malacostraca; Amphipoda; Hyalellidae
Product: glycine-rich protein DOT1
Exons: 2
Coding region: 68-925 (285 amino acids)
Source: RefSeq, a predicted model, not a curated record
UGGAGGUUUACGUCUGUUCUUCGCAGCUCCUCGUGUUAGCCGGUGUAUAGAGAGGAGGACUGCCACAAUGGCAGCGCAUACGAUAACAAUUCUGACAGCGACGCUUGCGUUGGCCCUCGCCGUCCCCUCACCCGACAAAGGCGGCGGUCACCAUGGCGGCGGCCACCAUGGCGGAGGUCACCACGAUAUCGGCCACCACGGCGGUGGUCACCACGAUAUCGGCCACAGCAGUUACUCCUCAGGCCACGACACCUUCAGCCAAGUUAGCCUCGGCAGCCACGGCGGUGGUGGAUACGGUGGAGGCCACAUCAUAGGAUCCGGCAUCGGCGACGGAGGAGGAGGAUACAUCGGAGCUGAGAGUAUCAGCUACGGAGGCCACGGUGGUGGACAUGGAGGAGGAUACGGAGGAGGUCAUGAUAUCGGAUAUGGUGGUGGAUUUGAUAUAGGUCAUGGUGGUGGUUAUGGUGAUGGUGGCCACGGUGGAGGCUUUGGCGGAGGCCAUGGUGGUGGAGGAUAUGGUAUCAGUCACGGAGGAGGCUAUGGUGGAGGACAUGGUGGCGGAUAUGGUGGAGGGCACGGUGGUGGAUAUGGUGGAGGUCAUGGAGGUUACGGCAAAAAGGCACCACCUACCAUAAUCAUCAUCCAAAGCGAAGGGGGUGGAAAGAAAGGAGGCGGUGGUUUUGGCAAGAAGAUGAAAGACUUCUUCGGGGGAUACGGGGGAGGAGGAUAUGGUGGUGGUGGUGGAAAGAAAGGAGGCGGUGGCGGUGGUAAGAAGAAAGGAGGUGGCGGAGGAUAUGGUGGUGGAUAUGGACAAACGUAUAAACUCAUUGCGGUGCCCUACGGUGGGGGACAUGGAGGAGGUUAUGGAGGAGGUGGCGGUUACGGAGGUGGUGGAGGUUACGGUGGUGGCGGUGGCUAUUGGUGAGGAAUGUACAUCCAUGUAUGCCGGUGCUCAACUCAACCGCUUAUUUGGUCGCGAGAAAGUGUCAGAAGUCGAAGUUCUCAGCUACUAGCAUUAAGCAUCCGAAAUAUUUUCAAUGAACUGCGCAAGUGAUGUUUUAUGUCUUUGGAACGCAACGAACGAUUCAUAGUUAAAAUCGAGGAGCAUCUGAAAGAUACGCGAAUAUUACAUAAUUUCUUAUCAAAAUCAAGGUUCGAACUUUUUACUUAUAAUUGUAAAAUUUUAAUUUCUCUCAGUUGCCAGGUGAACUUUUUUUUAACGUUGUUCACCUCACCUAAAAUUCAGGUAGCGAGUUUAUUUUUGUUC